AUGGCAAAGAGUGAUGAAGAAAAGUUAAUGUUGGUCAUGAACAAGAUGCAAAUGAAGGAGGCUUUCAAGAACGUCUUUAUGGUGACCAACCAAUGUUUUGAAGCAUGUGCAACCAACUUUAGAUUAAGAAAGCUCGACAAUGACGAAGAACUCUGCAUCUACAAAUGUAUCGACAAGAAUGAAAAGUUUACCAUGGUACUCGCCAACCACUUUGCCAAAGUCUCUCAAACUGAGGGAUUCAUGUAA
Messenger RNA from Cavenderia fasciculata, 246 nucleotides. RefSeq names its product mitochondrial import inner membrane translocase subunit 9 (gene timm9). The record is from RefSeq and is a predicted model, not a curated record. The transcript has a single exon. Lineage: Eukaryota; Evosea; Eumycetozoa; Acytosteliales; Cavenderiaceae. The coding region runs from base 1 to 246 and encodes 81 amino acids.